UUUCCGGUGCCUUCAACAAAACAACUCGCACCACCACGUGUUGUUCAUAUCGGAAACACUAACUGUAAGUGACUGUCAAGUCACCAAACGGCCGAGUUACAUUUAUUUGAAAGCUGACAUGUAUCCAGAGUCAUAAGGUGUCACAACUCGACUUACUCCACAUCUAAAUGUGAUGACGUCCCCAGUUGAAGAAAGUCUUCGUGCCAUUGUGAAAAUUAUACUCUUUAAAACAUUUUGUCAAUCUACAUAUUUGUUGGUGCUCGGAACCACCUUUGUUAGAGGUUGCCCCCCAUCAAAGUACCCAGUUGGAGAUAAGUGCUGUCCUAAAUGUGAUCCAGGAGCCUUCGCGGAAAGAAACUGCACGGACACCAUAAUCACCACCUGUAGUCACUGUGUCGAAGGAACAUUCACAAAUGAUUUAAAUGGAGAAAGAGAAUGCUUUCCAUGUACAGUGUGUAGUCCAGACUUGGGUCUAAAGACUCUGACCCCAUGCACAGUGGUGCAGGAUACAACAUGUGAACCUCUGGACGGAUUCUUCUGUAUAAACAGGACAGAGAACCACUGUACAGCAGCACAGAACCACACGAGGUGUCAACCAGGACAGUACAUCAGAAAUAAUGGAACAGCAGCCACAGACACUGAGUGUUCUGACUGCACUUCUGGGACAUUUUCUGAUGGUACAUUUACUGUCUGUCGGCCACACACACAGUAAGUGAGACAUUUAAUGUGACAUAAAACCUGCAUGAUCCAAUCCAAGACUUCAACAGAUCAGACUUUGUUCAGA
Molecule: messenger RNA, 784 nt
Organism: Cynoglossus semilaevis (tongue sole)
Lineage: Eukaryota; Metazoa; Chordata; Actinopteri; Pleuronectiformes; Cynoglossidae
Product: tumor necrosis factor receptor superfamily member 14-like
Exons: 6
Coding region: 173-712 (179 amino acids)
Biological process (GO): defense response to Gram-positive bacterium; positive regulation of cytokine production involved in immune response; immune response
Cellular component (GO): external side of plasma membrane; membrane
Molecular function (GO): protein binding; transmembrane signaling receptor activity
Source: RefSeq, a predicted model, not a curated record